Diospyros lotus (date-plum) is the source of this 1472-nucleotide messenger RNA. Its product is annotated as probable aspartic proteinase GIP2. Lineage: Eukaryota; Viridiplantae; Streptophyta; Magnoliopsida; Ericales; Ebenaceae. The coding region runs from base 70 to 1251 and encodes 393 amino acids. The record is from RefSeq and is a predicted model, not a curated record. Gene Ontology annotation, biological process: proteolysis. Gene Ontology annotation, molecular function: aspartic-type endopeptidase activity. The transcript has a single exon.
CUCAUCCUUAAACCCUAACAAGAGAUCAUCGUCAUCUAGAGUUUAGAAAAUUAAAGACCCAGAAAGAAUAUGCAUCCCAUUAACCUAUUUCUGCUUUUCCUAGCCUUCAUCCACCCCUUCAAAUCGGUCUCAUCGGCUCAACCCUUCAAAACCCUAGUUGCCCCCAUCCACAAAGACACCAAAACCUCCCUCUUCACCCUCACCCUCAAACAAAACUAUCUACUUGACCUUAGUGCCCCUCUCUCAUGGAUCCAGUGUCCCCAGCCCCACCCCACUGUCCCCUGCACCUCCCCUCAGUGCACCCAAGCCACCUCUUACCUCUCCCCUUUAUGCCCUUCUCCAAACAACACCGCCUCAACCCACUGUGAUUGCACAAUCUCAGCCGCCAAUCCAAUCACCAAAUCCUGUUUUUCAUCUCAGUUAUCAUACAAUAACAUCACCAUCCCUUCCACCAAUGGCACAAACCCCAGUUUCAACGUUUACUUUUCGUGUGCUAACAAGUCUCUCGUCCAGUCCCUCCCCUCUGGAACCGCGGGAAUCGCCAGCCUUUCCUGGUCUCCGCUAUCUUUCCCCUCCCAAUUAGGGAAGAAAUUCGCCGUCUGUUUGCCGGCGGCGUCCCGGGGAGCGGCGUUCUUCGGCGACGGUCCGUACAAUCUUCCGAAGAGAGACGCCGCGAAGCUCCUCUCCUACACGCCGUUGAUAAAGAACCCUAAAUCGCCGGACUAUUACAUCGGCGUCAACGCAAUAUCCAUCAACGGGGACGCGAUUUCCGUUGGGGCUAAGUCUCUGGCUCUGGACUCGUCCGGCCGUGGCGGCGUGAAGCUCAGCACGGUUCUGCCCUACACCGCGCUGAGGACCGACGUGUAUAAAGCUUUCCUGAAGGGCUUUGAGAAGGCGGUGAAGGGACUUCCGAAAGCGAGCAAAGUGAAGCCGUUUGAGCUCUGCAUUAAGGCCAGCUCGCUGGGGUACACCCUGGCGGGACUGGCGGUGCCGGAGAUUGACCUGCAGAUGGCGAACGGCAAGAACUGGACGAUUUAUGGGGCGAACUCAGUUGUUUUUGUGGGCAAGGAUAAGGCGUGUCUCGCCUUCGUCGACAGCGGAAAGAAGGCGGAGGAAGCGGCGGUGAUCGGCUCGUUCCAGAUGGAGAAUUACUUGUUGCAGUUUGAUUUGGUGCAGGCGAGGCUGGGGUUUAGCUCUUCGCUGCUGCUGGCUAGAGCCACUUGUGGAAGCUUCAACGUCACCUCCGUCUGACUGUCUCUGUGCAUUGAUCGGUUUGUUCCAAGGAAGUAGGAACAUGGAGAAUCAAUCAAUUUUAGCGUAAUAAUUAAGUCCUUUUCAUAUUCCAUAUUUAAGUUUGGAUUUUUUUUUAUGUUUACUUUAUGUUUUAAUACUUUGUAUUAAUCUUAAAUAAAAAUAAUAAUAAUAACUUUUAGUGCACUCUUGCUAUUUUUUUUAAAAGUAUUUUGGGUUCC